Messenger RNA from Pelmatolapia mariae (spotted tilapia), 4020 nucleotides. RefSeq names its product SAC1 like phosphatidylinositide phosphatase a (gene sacm1la). The record is from RefSeq and is a predicted model, not a curated record. Gene Ontology annotation, cellular component: endoplasmic reticulum. The transcript has 20 exons. Gene Ontology annotation, biological process: phosphatidylinositol dephosphorylation. NCBI's taxonomy places the organism in Eukaryota, Metazoa, Chordata, Actinopteri, Cichliformes, Cichlidae. Gene Ontology annotation, molecular function: phosphatidylinositol-4-phosphate phosphatase activity. Bases 344 to 2104 code for a protein of 586 amino acids.
UAAACCGUGAAGUAGAAACAAGUUAUUCAUGUAGUCCAUAAUGCAGACUUUUACAGAAGAAAAAAAGACUCUCAGGUGUAAAAGUCCGACUAACCCUUAACCAUGUGACGUGCGGCUGCGCUAUUGUUCACGCAGCCAGUGACAGUUGCAGCGACCGAAUCGGAUUAAACUACAAGUACCACCCAUCACCACGUCUGUCUCAGGGUGCCAGGUUCACUGGGCUUGGCAGGAAAAACGUGCACUUCAGGCCCCGCGCCUGCUCUGUUUUUUACACCUCGUAUCUGGCAACGCCUGCAGGUCCUCGCAUUGCUGUCGUCACUGAGGUCGGGUAGAAGGAGCGAAGAUGGCGACUUGCUACGAGAGAUACAAUCUGCACACGACCCCUGAGAAGUUCUUCAUCGAGGCCUGCGAUGAGGGUGCCGAUGCUGUGCUGGCAAUCGACAGGGUCUCGAACGAGAUGACCCUCACAGGUAAAAAGGACGUUCCUCCCUCUGCAGUUACCAGGCCUAUCUGUGGCAUCAUGGGAACUAUCCGCCUGGUAGCAGGGAUGUACCUCGUUGUCAUCACCAGGAAGAGAAAUGUCGGCAGCCUUCUGGGCCACGCUGUGUGGAAGGCUGCGGACUUUGACGUGAUCUCUUAUAAGAAGACAGUGCUGCAUCUGUCUGAGAUACAGUCUCAGGAGAAUAAGACCUUCCUCUCUAUGCUGAACAAUGUGCUGACCACGGACGGCUUCUACUUCUGCACCGACUUCGACUUGACGCACACACUGCAGCGGCUCGCCAACACCAGCCCUGACUUCCAGGAGAUGAGUCUGCUUGAGAGGGCUGAUCAGAGGUUUGUGUGGAACGGGAACCUGCUGAGAGAGCUGGCUGGGCAGCCCGAGCUUCACAAGUUUGCCCUUCCCGUCAUCCAUGGAUUCAUCGUCAUGAAACCGUGCCGUAUAAAUGGGAAGAUCUUUGAGUGGAUCCUCAUAUCGAGGAGAAGCUGCUUCCGGGCUGGCGUCAGAUACUACGUGAGAGGCAUCGACUCUGAAGGCCACGCUGCUAACUUUGUGGAGAGUGAGCAGAUCGUUUUGUAUGAGGGAGCAAAGGCUUCAUUUGUGCAGACACGAGGCUCGAUGCCCUUUUAUUGGAGUCAGAGACCCAACCUCAGAUACAAACCCAAACCUAUAAUCAGCAAAACCACAAAUCAUAUGGACGGCUUCCAGAGGCAUUUCGACUCUCAGCUCCUCAUCUAUGGGAAGCAAACGAUUCUGAACCUGGUGAAUCAGAAGGGCUCAGAGAAGCCACUGGAGCAGGCCUUUGCUAGGAUGGUGUCUGGCAUGAAUAAUGAUAUGCUCAAAUACAUAGCCUUCGACUUCCACAAAGAGUGCAGCCACAUGAGGUGGGACCGUCUCCAGAUCCUAGUGGAUGCUGUUGCUGACAAACAAGAGGAAUACGGGUACUUCAUGGUGAACUCGGAGGGAAAGACGGUGGCCCAGCAGAAAGGCGUGUUCCGCAGUAACUGCAUGGACUGCCUGGACAGGACCAACGUCAUCCAGAGCCUGCUGGCUCGACGCUCGCUGCAGUCUCAGCUUCAGAGGAUGGGGGUUCUGAAUGUGGGGCAGCGCAUUGAAGAGCAGGCCGAGUUUGAAAAGAUCUACAAGAACGCAUGGGCUGACAAUGCCAAUGCAUGCGCUGUACAGUAUGCAGGAACUGGAGCCUUAAAAACAGACUUCACAAGGACAGGGAAGCGGACCAGGUGGGGGCUGCUGAUGGAUGGCUGGAACUCGAUGAUCCGUUAUUACAAAAACAACUUCUCUGAUGGAUUCAGACAGGACUCCAUCGACCUGUUCCUGGGUAACUUUGCUGUCGAUGAGUCGGAUGGACCCACUCCGCUUCGUGUGCAAAAGGACUGGAAGUUCCUCACACUGCCCAUCAUUAUGCUGGUGGCAUUUUCCAUGUGCAUUGUCUGUCUUCUCAUGGCUGGUGAUACAUGGACAGAGACCCUGGCUUAUGUGAUGUUCUGGGGGGCUGCAAGUGCAAUUACAGCCACUAUCAUCCUGUUUAAUGGCCAAGACUUUGUGGACGCCCCCAAGUUGGUUCACAAGGAGAAGAUGGACUAAGUGUGUGCUUGUGUAUGUGAGGAUGAGCUGGGUCCGGCGGGCUCGUAUACCUCAUCAUCUUCACCUUCGGCAGGUCUGGAGUCCGUGUUGCCCUCUGGACUUUCUCAUACAAAACAGUCUCUGUCUUCUGUCUGCAGCACAUUUGACCACCUCCAGUUGUACUGCACGCACUGCGUACCGUGCUUUUCAUCUAAUUUCGUUUCCCUUGGUCCCCAGGCUUUAGUUUGCCGUUGGUUUAGUUAGCUUGGUUUCUUUGGUGUUGGUUGUUUCCAUGACUACACUACCAUUGUGUUUCCCUUUGUUUGGGCUUGUUUGUGCUUUCUUUCCUCGUACGUUAGCUUCAACAGUCGUGGUGAUGAAACAUGCAUAUAUUAAAACCUGUUGUAUUGCAAUGAAAAGUAUGCACUCUGGAAGUUUUGAAUGUAAUGAGCCUUACUUGUGUAUUAAUUAUAUAACUAUGUGGCCAAUCUGUCUUCCUAUGAAGCGACCUUAGAAAAGCGUCGGUGACCUUGUUCUUUGUAGAAGCACAAACUGUGGCCCCACACACCUGUAACUGACAGAGCCGUCAGUGGUAAACGUUUGGCUUCAGUGUUACAGGCUCCUACAUCUCAGCCUGAUCUUUGAUUUGCUCCAUUUCAGCAUUAUACAGGGUCAAGAAUGAGGGUCUCAUCUGAGCCACCUGCAGGUGACCACAGCAAUGCACACUACAGCGUACUGCUUUAUGUGUAUGGCACGAUAUCAUCAUUGGGUUGAUUGAGUCCAGUGGGUUUUGGGCCUCCAUGGCUGAGGCUUGCCUUGGUGAUCAAACGUGCCCUCGGUCUUUGUGCAUGUUUCGCUAGAUUAAAUGAAUGCCAGGAACCAAAGUUUCUGGCAAAAGUUCGACGGUAACCAGGCAGUCAUGUUGUCCUCUUCACCUGCAGUGGUUUCAGGUUGACCUGUAGCAGCAUGUCUGCAUCACUGUUGCAGGUUUUCAGAGUUGGUGCUGGAUGUAGCGGAAAAAUGACAACCUCCUCCUUUUCCCAAGUACAGUCAGGUGUGACAGACAGAGUAACGUUCUUACUGUAGUUUGAGAAUACCAAAUAAUUUAAUUGUUAAAACAUUCUGUGGAUUUAUUCUUAAGGUGCAGCUUUCUUGGUCAUUAACCCUGGACACCAUCUUAAACCAGUCGUUACCUUGGUUAUGGUCCUCGUUCGUUCGAGAUGAGGCACAGGGUCACACCUCAUCAUGUGUCCACGACCCGAGAUCACUCGUUCCCAUGGAGCUGCCAGUGAGCUCAAAUGUUCGGUCUAGCUACUUCUUCACCAGCUUAUACAGUAUGCAAUCAGCUGUGAACUCUGAACACAUCCUUGUAUAUUUUGAAAAGGACAUUUGUAUUAGAAUAGACUGAGCGAUGGUUUGAUCUGGACGCUGCAGCUCUCUGUCUUUCCUCUGACCACAUGCAGCGAUCUGAAGGGUCCGUACUUUCUUCUGUCCAACAGUGGAGCCAGUGACAGGAGCUCAAUAUGUGGUUCAUGUGUUUUCACGGCUCGGCGGCGAGUCACGCUCGUUUUCUUUAUUUCAUGUUGUGGUUUUAGAAAAAUGUGACAAACACAUUUCAGAAACAUUUGUCAUGUUAGGACGUAAUAACAAGAUUCUCUCUUUUAUGAUCUUUAAUACUCUGUAAGCUCUCUGUGAGUAGUACGCACAUCGUCUCCACACAGACGAUGAUCUCUGUGAAGUACAGCUGACUUUGGUGUUUUUAUGUCUGACUGUUGCUGAUAAUCGUCACAUAUUGGGAACACUGGGAGUGUACGACUAUAAACAACACGUCCUGUCUCUGUUUUGUGGUGGAAAAUGAUCUCGUGCUUCUUCAGCACUCUCCUUCCAGGACCAGACUUUAUCUUUGUUAAUAAACUGGACACGCAGAUGUUACAGCA